AGCGCGCCAUCCACGCGAUCCAUUGCGCGCUGUCAGCCCUGCACUGGCUGUCUGGGCUGUCUGGGGGCCCAGACACCGAGCUCGUGAUGAGCUUCAUCCGGAAAAGGGGCUUUUACAAGCAAGAAGUGAACAAGACUGCCUGGGAGCUGCCCAAGACCUACGUGACCCUGACCCACGUGGGCAGCGGGGCCUACGGCGCAGUGUGCUCAGCCAUUGAAAAAAAGUCAGGAGAGAAGGUGGCGAUUAAGAAACUGAGCCGACCUUUCCAGUCAGAGAUCUUUGCCAAGAGGGCCUAUCGGGAGCUGAUGCUAUUGAAACACAUGCAGCAUGAGAACGUUAUCGGACUGUUGGACGUCUUUACUUCUGCUACGUCCCUGCACAACUUCCAUGAUUUCUAUCUGGUGAUGCCAUUCAUGCAGACGGAUCUCCAGAAGAUUAUGGGCACAGAAUUCACUGAGGAUAAGAUCCAAUACCUUGUCUAUCAGAUGCUGAAAGGGCUCAAGUAUAUCCAUUCUGCUGGAGUCAUCCACAGGGACUUGAAACCAGGAAACCUGGCUGUGAAUGAAGACUGUGAACUUAAGAUUCUAGAUUUUGGGUUGGCCAGGCAUGCAGAUGCUGAGAUGACGGGCUAUGUGGUGACUCGUUGGUACCGGGCCCCAGAAGUGAUUCUCAGCUGGAUGCACUAUAAUCAGACAGUGGACAUCUGGUCUGUUGGCUGCAUCAUGGCAGAGAUGCUGACUGGGAAAACUCUGUUCAAGGGAAAAGACUACUUGGACCAACUGACCCUGAUCCUGAAGGUGACCGGGGUUCCUGGAGCAGACUUUGUGCAGAAGUUACAGGACAAAGCAGCCAAAUCCUAUAUCCAGUCCCUGCCUCAGAGUCCCAAGCAGGAUUUCUCACAACUUUUCCCUCGUGCUAGCCCCCAGGCGGCAGACCUGUUAGAGAAGAUGCUUGAGUUGGACGUGGACAAGCGCUUGACAGCUGCUGAGGCUCUCGCCCAUCCCUUCUUUGACCAAUUCCGGGAUCUGGAGGAGGAGACGGUAGCCCAGCAGCCAUUUGAUGAUUCCAUGGAACAUGAGAAGCUCACAGUAGAUGAAUGGAAGAAUCUCAUCUACAAGGAGGUUUCAAGUUUCAGCCCUAUAGCACGGAAGGAUUCCAAGAGAAGAAGUCUCAUGAAACUACAAUGACCAGUCCAGAUCAUCCUGGGUUGAGUCAAUGCUUGCAGGACAAGAUGACACCACCUCAGGAGACACCCCUGGGACAGAUAUUUAUCAGUACCCAAUAAAAUGGAAUCUGCGUUUUGAUGCGAGGAUCCAAAUAGAGGACAGCCAGGCUCUUGUUUUCUUGGGGAGGGGACAGUGCCCCCCUGAUGUGUAGAACUGUUGACUUUAUGGCUCUUUUCCUUUGCAUUUGGGCACAAACAAUACUGUUAUGUGACUCAGGUGUCGCCCAGCCAAGAUGGAGUCUACAGCAGAAUUAAGAGAGAUUCAAAGAAAAUCACAGUUAAUGCAAUGGCCAGGAAGAUAACGUAUUAAGAUUAUUUGGGGGAGGAGGUGGCAGUGGCAGUGGCAGUGAGUGAGAUAUUGAACUUGGUUUAUCAGAAGAGUGUUGUGCCUCCGGGCAACUGAAGGUGACAUUUUUUUGGUUUUUGUUUUUAAUUUUUUUUUUUUUACCAGCGCCUGAUGGCAAAGGGUCAGGGGAACAAAAUACACACCCUUUUGUGGUGAUCAUUCCAGCUUUUUCUGGUCUCUUGGGAUCCCUGGUCUCAGAAAGGAUAGUUUUGGUGCAUCAAAACUAAACUGUUGGAGACAAAUUUUCAUUAGCAAAUACAAUUAUUAAGUGAGAGGCAGAAUGGGAAUAGUAGAAAGAGUGCAGGACACAGAUCCAGGAGACCUGGGUUCAAGUCCUGUCUCAGACACUGACUAUGUAACCAUGGGCAGGUCAUUUAUCCUUUCUGAGCCUCAGUGUCCUUGUGUGUUCAACUGGGAUAGUAGUACUUAAGGCACUCCCUACCUCACAGGGUUGUUGUGAGGAAAAUGUUUUGUUAGCCUUCACAUACUCUUUAAAUAUGAUUUUAAAAAUUGUGACUCUAGGACAGCCCAGUCUCUCCUUCCAUUCUGCCUGAUUCAGUGAGAUCCUACACUGAUGGGUGGAUCUGUGGAAUCCCAGUUCUCUCCUUCCUUAGUCCUACAUAAUUGCUGAAUAAAGCUUCCCAAAGCAUUGGGGUCUACACA
Messenger RNA from Vombatus ursinus (common wombat), 2234 nucleotides. It is a transcript of the gene MAPK13, whose product is annotated as mitogen-activated protein kinase 13. NCBI's taxonomy places the organism in Eukaryota, Metazoa, Chordata, Mammalia, Diprotodontia, Vombatidae. Bases 87 to 1187 code for a protein of 366 amino acids. Gene Ontology annotation, cellular component: cytoplasm; nucleus. The transcript is spliced from 12 exons. The record is from RefSeq and is a predicted model, not a curated record. Gene Ontology annotation, molecular function: MAP kinase activity; ATP binding. Gene Ontology annotation, biological process: intracellular signal transduction; protein phosphorylation.